Messenger RNA from Patiria miniata (bat star), 1026 nucleotides. RefSeq lists its product as uncharacterized. The transcript has 5 exons. The coding region runs from base 220 to 1026 and encodes 268 amino acids. The record is from RefSeq and is a predicted model, not a curated record. Lineage: Eukaryota; Metazoa; Echinodermata; Asteroidea; Valvatida; Asterinidae.
UUUUUCAAAAUUAGGAUUCAGUUUUUCCCAGAUUAUCCGGCAUAAUCAACUACAAUUUUUAAAUAUCUGUCAUAUUACUCAUAUAUUUCAAUUAAUUAACAUCUAAACAAUUUUUAAGACUUUUCAUAACAAUUACAAUUUUGCAGGCCAGCUGAUAACGAGGAGAAGCCAGAUGAAUGCACUUCCUCAGAGUCCAGUGCAAGUACGAGUACCAGUACUAUGAAAGAACUCGUCAAUAGUAGUUGCAGUGAAUCACCAAGCAAAAAGAAGAAAGACGUAGGCAAGCACAGAGUGUCCGGGUUUGACCCUAAAUGGAUGGAGACCUUCCAGUGGCUCCUGCGUACCUCUGCUGGCAUGGUAUGCACUGUUUGCAGGAAGCAUCUUGUUGGGGCAGCACGAGCUCAUCCAUUUGUAAAUGAACCAUCUAUCAACUACCGUUUGGAUGCUGUAUCCCGACAUGAAAAGAGCAGCUCCCACAUCUCAUGCAUUGAAAAGGAGCAGACUCUAAGAACAGGCAAAACACUACCUAAGAUAGUUUGUGAAAGAGCCGACAUUGAACACUGGGCAUUGGAGGGGUGUUUUCGGCUGAUGUACCAGAUGUUGCGGCAAGAGGUACCACACCAUACCAACUACAAAGGAUUCCUUGAAUUGAUGGAGGAUUGCGGAUGCAAGUACUUCGAAGCUCUUAGGGUUGACAGCAACACUAACUACUGUAGUCAUCGCAUCAUUGACGAAUUAUUGGCGAUCAUAAAUGACUCGGUGCUUCAGCCACUGCUUAUCGAUCUGCAAAAGUCACGAGCGUGGAGUAUUCUGAUUGAUGAGUCAACUGACAUCAGCGUCACUCAAGAACUUGCAAUAUGUGUGAUGUUUCUGAAUCAACACAGCAAGGUUGAAACAACCUUUCUAGACAUGGUUCCUGUGACAAAUGGCAAGGGGGAAACUGUCACUGAUGCGAUUCUGCAGCUGCUUCAGAGGCAUGAUCUGAGCAUGAAGAAUCUGCGAUCCAUAGCUAGUGAUGGAGCCUAG